UUCCCACGACCAAAGCGCCCCCACAACUAGACCUGAAAGGCGAUUCUCCACACUGCCAUCUAGCGAAUGAUUGUCCACGAUGUUUCACCUUUCCGAUGUUGUGCUAAAAACAUUGGCGAUCUCAUGCCUGGCUAGUCACUACUCUCCCUACACUCCAAUGCUGGAGGCAAUAGCGGGGAACGACGACAGGCCAGGAUCGUCUAACAGCAGCGAUCUAAGCCCUCCUGUGAGAGCCAUCCAGUACAUGUGGAGGCCAAGUGUACCUACCAAAUGUGUUCAAACGACGACAGGCCACCGAUUCUUGUUGCUUAGUACUCUUCCUCUUCAGUCCGCUUCGUCAAUUCAUAAAGUGAGAUCGGUUUGCACUUGGGUAAGGCGCAGCCAAGUAGUAGCAGUUUAGCCAUCUCAUCAUUAUCAUUGGAGAGAAGCACUGAAAAGAGUUGAUCAACAAUCGAAACGGUGCUCCAACAAUAUGAUUGGAAACGAAAGACAUACACUAGAAUGAUUGAAUCUGAUCACCGAAUGAACGGAUGACGAUGCUACUUGGCCGGUGAAUUAAGAAUAGGAAUUGUGUCGUCAUCUCAAUCGCAUUCAUUCUGUGAGGAGAGCAUGACCAUGAUGGUUUGAGGAUGUUCAAAGACAGCCGCGUUUCGAGUCAACAAUAAGUGUUAGUUAGACUCUCCAACGGUUCAAUCCAUUCAUACUAGGACCAGUCAGAUCAGUGAUAAACAAUGGUGUUGGUGUCCUCCUAUUUGUCUCGAUUGUGGCGAAGAAAAACUGCAAUUUUGGGCGCUUUGGCAGGAGCGACAAUUUUGAUCAUUUGCUUGCAAGUCCGGGGACAGAAGAAGACGGAAAACUUGGACCAUCGAGAUGUUCAUUAUAAUAACAAAAUACUCCUAGCGGCCCGAAAAAAUGAGCCAGACCUCUCAUCACCAGAAUCUAAACGAGGCGUUCGAUUUAUUCCUGGUGUGCCUGGACAUGAUCAGCCGCAAAUCAAGAUUCCCGUCGAACAUAGGUCAAUUCAAGACGACGAAUUGGCCUAUUUGCAGAAGCGGAAUAAACAACUCUUUGAGUCGGAGGCCAAGGCCGCAAAAGCAAAAAUGAAUCAGGUGCGCGUCAAAACCAAAUUAGACCCCAAGAUGCAAGGACUUCAACCAUUCCAGGAGGACAACGUCGAAUAUGGACAAAGUGUUGGCCAAGUUCCUAUUUAUCGUGAACAAUUUGAAAGAGGUGGACACGGUCAAAUGAUUUCGAAAGAAGAGAUCAAACUCAAGGAAGCAUAUAUUCCUCGGCAACGUCUCAUUCAUUUUGAUUUGAAAGGAGCUCCACCAAAAAUGGAUUACCUCAUCAAGGUGCUAGAAUUGGCCAGAAAGCUCGGAGCAACAGGUGUGCUUAUCGAGUAUGAAGACAUGUUUCCCUUCGAAGGCCGACUUGAGGCCGUUCGAGCCAAAAACCAUUACACCCGAGGCCAGAUACAGGACCUCGUUGACGCGUGUGAGCGACUGGGUUUGGAGCUUAUUCCCUUAAUUCAGACAUUUGGUCAUUUGGAGUUCAUUCUCAAAUUGGAGCAGUUUGCCCACCUCCGAGAUUCCGCUGAAAUGCCAGAAUCCAUCUGUCCUUGUCAUCACGAGACCAUGUUCUUAAUCAAAGAGAGCAUCGAUCAGGUCAUGAACCUGCACAAAAAGCAUAUCAAUUACGUCCACAUCGGGUGUGACGAGGUCUACCAUCUAGGUGAGUGCGAGCCCUGUCAAUCGGGCAGUCGCAACUCAAUCUUCGUGAAUCAUGUCAGUGCUGUGGCCAAGUAUGUGCGGGAUAUCCACCACAAGCGAGUCAUCAUUUGGGACGAUAUGCUCAGGAAUUUCAUGCCCAUUGAAAUGGAACCUCUGGGAGGGCUGGUCGAACCCAUGGUCUGGGUAUAUGCCGAGGACGUGUAUCGGUUCAUGCCCACUUAUAAUUGGGAUCGCUUCGCUGAAAUCUUCCCCACAGCAUGGACGGCUAGUGCAUUUAAAGGCGCUCAUGGUCCCACCCUGAUGAUGCCGCCGAUUCAGAAACAUUUAGAAAAUACCUUGAACUGGUUAGAUGUGAUGCAGAGCGAGGAAUCCAAAUUUAAAGGCGGCUUUCAAGGAAUCGUCUUGACUGGUUGGCAACGUUAUGAUCAUUUUGCCAUUCUGGCCGAAUUAUUACCCGUGGGUCUGCCCUCUUUGGCUGUGGAUCUGCUCACCGUGAAGAACGGCUUCUUUAAUGCUACCGUCCAAUCCCAAUUAACCAAGUCAAUGGAAUGCGUGGGAACUCCUCGAGAUUUAGAUGAGCCUCUGGAUCUAACCUCGGAUCCGUAUUUGUCCGACAAAAUGUCUUGGUGCUAUUUUCCGGGCGCGUCCGUCUUCAAAUUAGCCUACACUGUGGAAAAUACGAGGAAAGAAGUGGAAGAAUUUCUGAAAAAAGUCCGUGAAGAUCAGGGCUGGAUGCGGGCAUACAGCAUUCGCCGCAACUAUACUUCACCGUUUCGUGUGAAUGAAGUCAUGCAGGAGUGGUCCAUGAACUACGAUUCUGUUGUGAGUUUGAUGCGAUCCGCCAAGCAGACGUUGAGCGAACUCUUCGAUAUCUACACUGUGGCUGAAUGGGUGGAACAACGUAUCUACCCCAUGUACCAGGAACUAAAACUGGUCAAGGAUCAGGCGGAAUCGUUGAAAUUUCGACGGGUUUGGCAACCACGCCCGUUGGAACCAUUAAAAGAGCUCGAGGAGUUUGGGAUUGGUCUUGAAGUUUCGAACAAGGCUAGGGAUGCGACCAAUUCUCUCCAUAAUGUAGAUGAUACUAUACCAAAUGAUAAUAGUGAUAAACUUGAAGCACCCCAGGGAAAUGCGAUCAAAAAGAGGCUAGUUCAAGCACCGGAUUACUACAGGCGUCCUCGACGGUGAUACGCUUUUGUCAUUCAAUUCUCAUAAUUCCUAUUGAAAGCAUAAUAGCUUAGUUCCAUUAUUAACUAACAUAACAAUCUUUCAUGUGAUAAGUCCCAUUCUAAAGGGGAGCAAUUACUCUAACAACUCAAUACUCAAAUGUUUACACUAUCGUCUCCCAUGUGCAAGUAAAAACGAGUAUUACUAACCCACUACCAAUUCCAACGAAACCCAUCCUCCGAGGUCUAUUUCACAUUUCCUAUGACAUUCAUACGGAAAAUGCGAUACAAUAAAGCUUGUUAUGCUCCCUCAAAAAGGGCUCAA
This is a messenger RNA of Tigriopus californicus, 3221 nucleotides long. Its product is annotated as hexosaminidase D-like. Gene Ontology annotation, biological process: carbohydrate metabolic process. Bases 732 to 2918 code for a protein of 728 amino acids. The record is from RefSeq and is a predicted model, not a curated record. The transcript is spliced from 4 exons. NCBI's taxonomy places the organism in Eukaryota, Metazoa, Arthropoda, Copepoda, Harpacticoida, Harpacticidae. Gene Ontology annotation, molecular function: hexosaminidase activity.